Molecule: messenger RNA, 2241 nt
Organism: Ruditapes philippinarum (Manila clam)
Lineage: Eukaryota; Metazoa; Mollusca; Bivalvia; Venerida; Veneridae
Exons: 3
Coding region: 422-1270 (282 amino acids)
Source: RefSeq, a predicted model, not a curated record
GUAUUCUGGUUGACUUAACCACAACAUGUGUGUUUAGUAUUAAACAUAUAGAAAGUAAAGCUUUAGUUAAGGUAUUAACAAAGGAUCAACUUAAGAGAAUAUUACAAAAUCUUCUUUGUGGCGUAAUUACUAGACUAAAAAGUAUAUUUAUACAGGAAUAUACAAGUUGACGGGACGGUAUAAUAAUAUUUAAUGUAUGUAUCUAAUGUAUACGUUGUGUGACAGUCGUAAAUAUUUUCAUUCAUUUUCCUUGAGGGCAAUUAACAGUGUACAAUAAUGAUACCGCAACGCAUAAAAGUCCUUCACUUUAAUUAGAAGUUGACAGUGACAAAGAAUGAUCUGACGAAUUUGCUGAAAAACGGAUAUUUAACUAACUCUUUAAAAGUUAAGUUAUAACUAGAUCUAGGAUAGAAAUUAAAGGAUGGCAAACACUGGAAAAUCGACAAAGGUGGAUCCGUUUAUUCUAAAAUACAUGGGAGUGCAAUUCAAUCCAGAUAAAUAUGUGUUUCAUUUAUUACUAGUGUUGACUUUGAUGUUUAUGAUACUAUACACUGUUGGAACUUCUGUACCCGCGUGGUACGUGCUAGAAGAAAACGUUAACAACGUGAGCACGUGCAGGUCUGCUGACCGUUACUUAGAGCCACACGUGAGACGGUACUGGAAUAAAAAUCCGAGCAAACUGCUUUUGACUUCAAGUCUAUGGUUUAUAAAUGUACAUUUAACUAGUGACGAUGUAAAAUACACUAAAUUUGUGCCAUUCAUUUUUGCACAAAAAGAAAAUUUAGCCGAAGAAACUCGCAAUGGAAUGAUAGUUGACAAUAUGUUUCCAAAAUGUUUGACGACAAUUAUUACGUUUACGUUUCUCAGUUUGGGCGUGGCCUUCACGUGUUGUGCUUCUAACCGGCCGGGUAGAUUAAUCUACUUCGGGCUUUCGUCAGUUAUGAUUGUAGCUGCAAUAACAACUUGGGUAUCCGUUGCCAUAACUACCAGCGAGAAAUAUCUUCUAUCAGUUGCUUUUGACCUUUGCCUUCAGCAAGGGGCACUGAAGACAUCUUUUCUGUUACAGAUGGUUACCGGCUCUGCCGGAAUUUUAGCGUUUAUUUUUGGAUGCAUUUUAAUUCAUAUUGCGAUACUUAUUAACAAUAAAUUUAACACGGAGAGGAUGUGCAGUGACAAAGAUGAUUUAAGUAUUCAAGAACAACUAUCUUUCAUGUAUCAAGACUUUAAAGACUCCGGGAAGGGAAAGUUUUCUAAUGUUUACAACCUUUGAAAUCGAUUAUGUAUUUGUUUGGAAAAUGUGGUGAUAGAGAAGUUCAUCGUGCUAAUAACAUCAGUAGUCAAUAACCGUCAUACACAUGUUACAACAUGACUUUAUAAUUAAUCUCAACGUUUGGUCGUGUUGCAACGUGAUUCUAUAAAUGAUCUCAGCGUUUUGGGAGCGCAAUCAAAUUUGGACCCGCAGACAUCGCAUUCCCAAUUCGUACAAUUAAUAAAAAAAAAUAGAUAUGAAACAUUAGAGUACAGGCUGCAUUUAUCAUAAUUGUCAAGUCACGUUGAAUUCAGCUAUCUUAACAUACAGUCUUGCAUUUGACUAUAUCUUGUCUCGUUUAAAUUUGGAUCUCUGUUCCUUUCACAUAUCAAACAUGUUCAUUAUCGGACCAAAACGGAAUGUUUACUUUUCAUCAGACUUCUAUGCAGAAAAAUUCUGUUUUUAUACAUAAAUAUGUGGCAGGCUUAGAAAAUAUUACAAAUGCUCAACCGUAUAUUUGAGCAUUUGAUAUGCUUAAAGAACCAAAAUGUGAUUUGAGCCGCGUCACGACAAAACCAAAAUAGUGCGUUUGCGACCAGCAUGCAUCCGCGCAGUCUGAUCAGGAUCCAUGCUGUUCGCUAUCAGUUUCUCUACUUGUUAUAGGGUCUGUAAGCGAACAGCAUGGAUCCUGAUCAGACUGCGCGGAUGCGCAGGCUGGUCUGGAUCCAUGCUGGUCGCAAACCCAUUAUAUGUUGGUUUUGUCGUGACGCGGCUCAUUUAUUAUUGUGCAAACGAAAAAUGAACAAUAUUGAACACUAAUAUACACGUAUUAUAACUUAAUUAUACGACGUACCUUCCUUUAUACAACAUAAAUAACUUUAAAUAUUAUAUGACUGGUAUAUGAUAUAUUACGUGCCUAUGUAAUAACUAAACUAUAUGUUUUGCCAAAGCAGUUUUAUAUAUCUUUUAAAUGAAUAAAAUGUACAAACAUA